Messenger RNA from Nerophis lumbriciformis (worm pipefish), 762 nucleotides. The record is from RefSeq and is a predicted model, not a curated record. Lineage: Eukaryota; Metazoa; Chordata; Actinopteri; Syngnathiformes; Syngnathidae.
AUGAGGGCUGAUCUCAAACAGCACCUUGCCCGACUGGUUCCCAGUAAGACUGACCGGGCUGGCGUACUCAUGCUGACGCCAGCCAAUCAGAUUGGACCAUCUGGAAACAUGGCGUUUGACUUUCGGUGGCAAUGUGUGGCGCUUCUCUUUUGUACUUUUUUGCUUCAUUCUUUGGCGACUGACAGUAAAGAUAAGCCCAAGAAAAAGAAGGACAUAAGAGACUACAAUGAUGCAGAUAUGGCUCGUCUUCUUGAGCAGUGGGAGAAAGAUGAUGACAUUGAGGAAGGGGAUCUUCCAGAGCACCGGAGAUCUCCUCCGCCCAUCGACUUAUCUAAGAUUGACCAGUCCAAACCUGAAGAACUGCUUAAGGUUUCCAAGAAGGGCCGCACCCUGAUGGUUUUUGCAACAGUGUCAGGGGAACCCAGUGAGAAGGAGACUGAGGAGAUCACAGGGCUGUGGCAGGGCAGUCUCUUCAAUGCAAACUAUGACAUUCAAAGAUUCGUUGUGGGUUCCAACAGGGUGAUCUUCAUGUUGCGCGAUGGCAGCUUAGCCUGGGAAGUCAAAGAUUUCUUGCUGACCCAGGAGCGCUGCUUGGACGUCACUGUUGAAGGACAAGUAUUCCCUGGGAAGGCUGCCAAGAAGGAUGACGGCAAGUACAAACAGAAUGAAGUCAAUUCUAAGAAGAAAAACAAAAAGAAGACUGAGAGCGAGAAGGCUGAUUUGGAAGGAAACAAAGCCAGCCCCAGAAAGCAAGAACUAUGA